GAAGGAUAAAAUAAGGGAAAGAACCUAUGUAGCCCUUUGUACUUUGGCGAUCACGUACGAACAGCAUGUUGGUAGGUCCAGUCUUCGCUGUGCUCUUCAGUGCAGCGCUGUGUGGCGCAGAGACCCAGAUCUUCCGUAACGCGGGUUUUGAGUCUGCGCUGGGCCCGGAUAACUGGUCCUGUAGCGGCUGUACGGGACUGCAGUAUGACGGCGACAAGGUGGAGGGGACCUACAGUAUGAUAGCGCAGGGGAGGCGGGCCGAAUGGGCGGGGCCAUCCUACAUUCUAGCAUACGGUACUGACGUCAUUUCCGGUCAGACCUAUGACUUCCAGAUCUACGUCAAGCUCCUGGCGGACGGUUCGAACCAGCACGAAAUCAAGGCGAUGUUAGCCAUUACCUUCUCUGACGGAGAGAAGAUCUACCAGAAGAUGGGCUCCUCGUCCUUCAUCAGUCAGGAUGACGGCUGGUUCAAACUCACAGCCCGGGCCACCGCGCCGGCGUACAGUAAACAGGUGACGUCCAUGCGUGUUUACGUGUCUGGGCCUCCAGCUUGGAUCGACUUCCUGGCAGACAGGGCUUCCCUGACGGAGUCUUCUAUAGCCUCGCUGAUACACAAGGGUGAGAUUCUGGAGAACCCGAGUUUUGAGACCGCGCUGGACGGCUGGCAAUGUUCGGGGUGUACAGGCGUGCACUACACCGCUGAUCAACACACCGGAACUGCCGCCAUGUUAGCUCAGCACAGAUCGGCCGUGUGGGCAGGUCCGUACCAGGAGUUGUACUGGGGCUCGUCAGUGCGGGGUGGGCAGUGUUACCUGUUUGAAGCCUACCUAAAGGUGCUCGGCAGCGACACCACAACGACGUACGACACCAAGGCUACCCUAGCCUUCAACUUUGACGACGGCAGCUCCGAACACUCUAUCGUUUCUAAGGCCUUCAUCUCUGGCGCAGACGGUUGGAAAAAGAUGGAGGGAGACGUGUGUGUAUCAAGCUACACAAAACCCGUAGACAGAGUGAAGCUGACGGUGUCGGGUCCGCCUGCCGGUGUGAACCUGCUGGUGGAUGACGUGUUCCUCCAUGAGGUGUCGGCCACGCCCUACACCAGCUGGAGAGCCGAGGCAGACGCGCGGAUCGACCAGCUCAGGAAACGGGACGUCAGGAUAAGGGUCAACACACCAAAUGUGGACCAUCUCGAAAUCCAGGUCACCCAGACGAAUGCCAACUUUCCUUUUGGGUCAAAGGUAAACGCCUUGGAGUUCCCUUCUAACCCCGGGUACGUGGACUACUUCUUCGACAACUUCAACUGGGGCGUCAUCGGGAACAAAAUGAAGUGGAAACCGGUAGAAAAGAUCGAGGGCAAUCCUGACUGGAGCGAGGCGGACGCUGUUAUCAACUUGAUGGAAAGUCGAGGUAUCCCCAUCCGCGGCCACUGUGUGUUCUGGUCAGUGGACAAGCACGUGCCGGACUGGCUCAGGUACAACCCGUCCGCCGACGUCGAGCAGAAAUGUUUCUCCAGAAUCGACAACGCUGUCGGCCGCUACACGGGAAGGGUAGCUCACUGGGACGUCAACAACGAGAUGCUCCACGGGGACUUCUUUGCGCGGAGGACGGGCAGUCGGCAGAUCCGGUACGACAUGUUCCGCCGGGUCAAGCAGAACGACCCGAACGUCGUGCCGUUCCUCAACGACUUCAACAUCAUCAACUCCGGGGCUUCCACUCAGGCGUACGUGGACCAAGUCCAGGAGUUUCUGGACAACGGAGCGCCGGUAGAGGGCGUUGGUGUACAGUGCCAUUUCCCCAGACGACCGGACCCUGUCAUGAUAAAGAAUCGUCUGGACAAGGUCGGCACGACCGGCCUGCCCGUCUGGGUGACUGAGCUGGACGUGAACGAGCGGGACGUGUCGGCGCGAGCGGACGGGCUGGAGGACGCUCUCAGGGUCGCCUUCAGCCACCCCGCCGUGGAGGGCAUCAUGCUCUGGGGCUUCUGGAACGAGACCCACUGGAAGCCGCACGCGUCGCUUGUGGACGGGGGGAAUUUCGAGAUUAACGAGGCCGGCCACCGCUGGCACCAGCUGGUGUUCCACGAGUGGCGCACCAACCUGCACCUGUCGGCCGGCACCCUGACGCCGGAGGGCAAGGAGUUCCACUUCCGCGGUUUCCAUGGCGACUACCAGAUCGACAUCAAGUCACAUGGCGUCACCAUGGCAACAAAGGUCUUCCAGCUAUUGCCUGGCGACGACACCUUGGUUCUUAACAUUAAUAUAGCCAAUGACAUUAUCGUUGGUUAGCGUAAUGUGAGGUGACAUCGCUGUGUAAUUUUCCACGGCUGGUGCAUUAAAAGUGCUGGUUAGCUUGGGUUAG
This is a messenger RNA of Branchiostoma belcheri (Belcher's lancelet), 2358 nucleotides long. RefSeq names its product anti-sigma-I factor RsgI6-like. The transcript has 16 exons. Gene Ontology annotation, biological process: carbohydrate metabolic process. The record is from RefSeq and is a predicted model, not a curated record. NCBI's taxonomy places the organism in Eukaryota, Metazoa, Chordata, Leptocardii, Amphioxiformes, Branchiostomatidae. Gene Ontology annotation, molecular function: hydrolase activity, hydrolyzing O-glycosyl compounds. The coding region runs from base 66 to 2285 and encodes 739 amino acids.